AUGUGGCGACGAACUUACCUCUUCCUCCUCCUCGUCCGGCUGUGGUUUGCCUUGUCGCCCAGCUACCUUCAUCCCGACGAGAACUUUCAAGGCCCGGAGGUCAUCGCUGGCCAGAUCUUCAGCUACCCCGUUCGACACACAUGGGAAUUCACCGGCGAAAACCCGAUCCGAAGCGUAUUCCCGUUAUGGCCCGUCUACGGUCUGCCCAUGCUACUCCUCCGAUGGCUCUGGAUAGGCAACGGCAACGAUGGCGAAAUUCCUCCUAUCGCCGUCUUCUGGACCCUGCGCGUCCUCAUGUUUGUGCUCAGUUUCGUCCUCGAGGAUUGGGCUAUCCACGAACUCGUCCAUUCGCCCCGACACCGUCGCGUCGCCGUUAUGCUUGUCGCGUCGUCCUACGUCACCUGGACCUAUCAGACCCAUACAUUCUCCAAUGCCAUUGAGACUCUCGUGGUCGCCUGGUCCUUGGUAUUAAUACAGCGCAUUGUUGAAGAUACGCAUCAACAAUCGUCUCUCAUGGCCUCGACUGUUCUCGGCAUCAUUGGGGUCUUCGGCAUCUUCAACCGUAUUACUUUCCCAGCGUUUUUGUUGAUUCCCGGCAUUCGUUUGAUACCCCAUUUCCUUCAUAGACCAUCGUCAUUUGCCGUUAUGGCACUAGCCGGUCUUAUUACUGCCUUUAUUGCCGUGGCCUUGGACACGGCCUUCUACCUCUCUGAACCUGUUACCUUGACGGACUUGUUCUUGCGACCCAUUAUCACCCCUCUCAACAAUCUUCGAUACAACAUCUUGCCCGAGAACCUUGCGGAGCACGGGCUUCACCCUUGGUAUCAGCACCUCCUCAUCAACAUCCCGCAGUUAUUGGGUCCGGCAGCGAUACUUCUUAUCACGAAACCUCAUCUCUCGCUCCGCCUCUACUCGGCCAUCUCCGGCAUCUUUGUGCUGUCCAUAUUCCAGCACCAAGAAGCUCGGUUCUUGUUGCCGACAGUGCCGCUCAUCUUGUCUUCAGUCCAGCUACCGAGAAAUCGCAAGGCCAUGCAGAUAUGGACGGUGGUAUGGGUCAUCUUCAAUGCCGCCCUCGGUAUCCUCAUGGGCACAUACCACCAAGGCGGUAUCGUCCCCGGCCAGGUCUUUAUGAGCAACCAACCCGACGCGACGCAGGCCUUUUGGUGGAAAACAUACUCCCCUCCGGUAUGGCUGCUGAACGGAAAGAACGAGGUGCUCACCACCCACGACGUCAUGGGCAUGCCGGGCGAGAAGCUCCUCGAGCAGCUUGCGGACCUAGCCACCUGCGACACACCAGCGGACCGACGAAAGAAGGAGUAUCUGAAGGAGAAGCAGGGGACAUACUUGAUGGCGCCGGCGUCGGCGACGUGGAUCGACCCUUACCUGCCGAACAAGGGCCUGGACGGACUGCGCUUCCGCGAGGUGUGGCGGUACCAGCAGCACCUUAACCUGGAUGAUCUGGAUUGGGGCGAGGACGGUGUCUGGAAUACCCUCGCGCGGGUCGUGGGGAGGAGAGGCCUCGUUGCAUGGCGCGUGACCAAGAGUUGUGAUGGUGGAAAACAACGAUGA
Molecule: messenger RNA, 1569 nt
Organism: Sodiomyces alkalinus F11
Lineage: Eukaryota; Fungi; Ascomycota; Sordariomycetes; Glomerellales; Plectosphaerellaceae
Product: Alg9-like mannosyltransferase
Exons: 4
Coding region: 1-1569 (522 amino acids)
Biological process (GO): GPI anchor biosynthetic process
Cellular component (GO): endoplasmic reticulum membrane
Molecular function (GO): alpha-1,2-mannosyltransferase activity
Source: RefSeq, a predicted model, not a curated record